AGGAAAGCGAACAAAACAAACAUUUGCUUUUUACCCGCUUUAGACAACGAUCUUUCAUGGCUUACACUAACAAGAUUCCAGCAGCAGCUGCGGUUGCUACAGCGAUGCUAUUUUUAGCAGUUAUGAUGGCUCCCCGGUGGACGGAGGCACAAACGAUGCCAAAUCUGGAUCCAGUGUGCACAAUAUUGAUUACUGACAUCAUGACAAAAUGCUACUUAUCGGGGAAUUUGGCGCCAUCUACAGAAUGCUGCAAUGAUCUCAAAUCGGCGAACAGUAAGCAAGUAACUUGUCUCUGCGACAAUUUCAUUGCACAUCCUUCUAACAACAACGUCACACAAGCUCUCUUGGAGGUAUACCACAACGACUGUGGCGUUGCUGACAAAUUCGCCUGCAAAGCAGGAAACUCCAAUGGAGGAGCAGCUAAGAAGAUCAGUGCAUCAAUUGGUCUACUUGGUUUGGCUACAAGUCUAUUCUUUUAAUCAAUUAAAGCUUGGGCUUAUCAAAUACUAUUGUGUAAUUCUUCUUCUUUCUUAUUUUGUUGUUUGUAUUUUUGUUUUCUUCCAAAUCUGACAACU
Brassica oleracea var. oleracea is the source of this 575-nucleotide messenger RNA. RefSeq lists its product as uncharacterized. The record is from RefSeq and is a predicted model, not a curated record. Bases 57 to 479 code for a protein of 140 amino acids. Lineage: Eukaryota; Viridiplantae; Streptophyta; Magnoliopsida; Brassicales; Brassicaceae. The transcript is spliced from 2 exons.